Molecule: messenger RNA, 888 nt
Organism: Solea solea (common sole)
Lineage: Eukaryota; Metazoa; Chordata; Actinopteri; Pleuronectiformes; Soleidae
Exons: 5
Coding region: 10-780 (256 amino acids)
Source: RefSeq, a predicted model, not a curated record
GAUCUCAGCAUGCCUGAGUUGAAUUGUGAGGCAUGCAAAGCCACUUGGACUGCUGGAGUGGACGACCUCAUUCGCAGUGACUACUGGCCUGCUACACUUCACUCUGCUACAGUUUAUGCAACCGAGAUUUUGUUUUCAUUUGAAGAAAUGAAGAUGGUGGCACCAGGAUUGUCCUGCCAGGCAUUUUUGACAAUGUCCGCUUUGGCCGUACUGGGAAGAUCUCUGCAGACAGCUUCCAAAAAAGUUUUUUUGAGUGGGAAGCUGUGCAACAUCUGCAAAGAGGAGCCCUUCAUCUGUCCUGCGUGCACCCCAAAUAUGCUUGCAGUUUCCGUGGAUGGAAAUCGCAAGCAUUACCGGUUCAAGAAUGCAUCUAGAUCCGAGGAACAGGCCAUUUUUCAAGGCGUCUUCAUAGCCAAGGAUGAAGACGUUGCCACAUUUGUGGACCACAUACACAGGACAUCCAAACAUGUCUCUGGAAGAGGUGUUUGUGGAGGGGAGUGGUCAGCAGCUAGAGAGACCUCCCAAAGAUCCACCAGCAAGGUAGAUGAGGAGGGACUGGAGCUUGCGGUGUGUAGGCAUGGUGUUCUGCUGCGUGCUCUCAAUAUGUACAGGGGAGAAAUGUUUGCUUAUCCCCUGUAUUUGCAAGAAAAGCUUGCCAGCAGGCAAAUCACUUUCUUCUGUAUGGAUGUGACCUGCAAGUAUUGGCCCUACCUCCAAAAAGCUCCAGCCCCUCCUCAGCAUGAAGCCGUUCCUGUCUGUAUUUCAUGCCAAAGCUCAUGAUUUCAAAUGCGAGGUCAAAUGGAGUGGGGCAUAUCAGGAAGGGGCUGGCCUAACACUAGGCGAGGAGGUUGAGCAGUGCAAUGCCUUCCUCUCUAGGAUUGCAGUGAC